Molecule: messenger RNA, 798 nt
Organism: Linum tenue
Lineage: Eukaryota; Viridiplantae; Streptophyta; Magnoliopsida; Malpighiales; Linaceae
Source: the annotation of a GenBank genome assembly
AUGCCCACCGCCGAGAACUGCAGGGAUCCAGCUCUAAUCGCACGCCCUCUUCCUUGCGCCACCAGAAAACGAAGGAGGAUCGGUACCCCAAAAGGAAAUCCCAACCGCCGUCGUCCUCCUCCUCCUGGCUCCAUCAACGACCUGGGAGACGACGUCCUGGCCGCCAUUCUGAUUCGCCUCCCCGACCUGAGUUCCGCCUGCCGUUGCAAAUCCGUGUGCAGGCGGUGGAGCUCGCUGAUCUUCAGUCCCGGCUUCAAUCGCCUCUUCGUUUCCCACCACCAGGGGAGCGAGCCUCCACCGCCGCCCCUGCUUCUUCCCUCGGACGACUUCUCAAUCUCCAUCCUCCUCACCUUUCUCCCCGUGCCUUACGAAAUCCAAGCCUAUUUCACGGUCUGGGAUUCCUUCAAGGACUUGGUUCUAUGUGGGUUCGUCCAGCCACCGGAACCCAACGGCGCCGAGGUGGGCAGGACGCUGUUCGUCUGCAAUCCGUUCACGAAGCAAUGGGUCGCCCUCCCUCUGGCUCCCGAAAGACCGAAAGGGUACUGCCAACCGAUUGCGAGCCUAGUUUGCGAACCCCGUAAGUCUAUUAAUCUCGAAUUAGAUGAUAAUGGCCGGUCGUCAAUUGCUUAUUCCGAGUAUAGGUUCCGCGUGGUGUGUAUGUAUGUCUUGCACCAGAGCAUCAAUCUGGACGUGUUUUGUUCCGAGUCACGAGAAUGGACGAGCAAGGCUCUCGUCCUUGAUGGCUUUCUCAGACUCAAGGAUCCCUACGAAGUCGUCACGAUAAAAGACGGUGAAUGA